Triticum dicoccoides is the source of this 807-nucleotide messenger RNA. RefSeq names its product protein CURVATURE THYLAKOID 1A, chloroplastic-like. NCBI's taxonomy places the organism in Eukaryota, Viridiplantae, Streptophyta, Magnoliopsida, Poales, Poaceae. The record is from RefSeq and is a predicted model, not a curated record. Gene Ontology annotation, cellular component: thylakoid; chloroplast thylakoid membrane. The transcript has 5 exons. Bases 109 to 573 code for a protein of 154 amino acids.
CUCCUACACAACAGCCGGUCCAGCUUUUGUUGUUCGGUUAGCACCAGCGAAACGCAGAGCGAGAGGCCGAGGAAGCGAUAGCUCUAGCGAUAAGGCACUGACGGAUCAAUGGCUGCCACGGCGUACUCCGUGGCCCUCCUCGGUGGGGCGCGCCUCCCCGCCGCCACCGGCAACCUCGCCCCCCGCUCCUCCGCACUCCUCCCGCGGCGCAACCUCCACCCGCUCCGCCUCCAAGAUGCGCCCAGGCCGUCCCUGCUCCGCGUGAAGGCCGCCUCCGACGACACGUCGGCUAGCGGCGACGAGAUCAUCGAGGACCUGAAAGGGAAGUGGGAGGCGAUUGAGGACAAGCCCACCUUCCUCCUCUACAGCGGCGGCGCCGUCGUGGCUCUCUGGCUCACCACCGUCGUCGUCGGCGCCAUCAACUCCGUGCCGUUGCUCCCCAAGCUCCUGGAGCUGGUUGGGCUCGGCUACACCGGGUGGUUCGUGUACCGCUACCUCCUCUUCAAGGAAAGCAGGAAAGAGUUGGCCACCGACAUCGAGAGCUUGAAGAAGAAGAUCGCCGGAACAGAAUAAACUCAAGUUCUCUGGAACGUUUUUUAUGGCUCUUUUGUCUGUCCAUGUAAUGGAAGAACACCUACUUGCUUAGAGUACCAUCCACUGCAUUUGUGUGUUACAUACAUAUCUGUAUGAACAAAGAAAUAUGCUUUGGUUGGUGUGCGGUGACAAUAGUGAAAUUGUAUCAGUUUCUGGAAGUCUUCUAUUGUUUUCUAUAUCAAUGUGUUCAUAUGGGAAACGUGAUCCGUCGAA